Elgaria multicarinata webbii is the source of this 3962-nucleotide messenger RNA. Its product is annotated as zinc finger protein 420-like. Lineage: Eukaryota; Metazoa; Chordata; Lepidosauria; Squamata; Anguidae. The transcript has 5 exons. The record is from RefSeq and is a predicted model, not a curated record. The coding region runs from base 229 to 3384 and encodes 1051 amino acids.
AAAAGAUGUCCAGUUCCGUAUGAAAUGCGUCUUUGGCUGGAGACCUGAUGAGAUGACGUCCAGUGAGAGGCGGCUUCCCCUCCUCUGCUGUCAUUAUGAUGGGCCUUGUGAUGAUGCAACCGCAAGCACAAAACUAGCAGCUGGACGGACUUCUUGGUUUUUUAAAUCACACUUGCAAAAGAGGACAGAAGGACUACGCUAAACUAGGGUCAUCCCCUGUGAGUGGAAAUGGCUGCAGAGCUGGGGGUAGAAUUCCCAGCAGCCCUGGGUGGCCUCCAUCACCAGAUGGCACUAGAGGAAGGUGUGAAUCCGGGGGUGAAAGUGGAGCAGCAGGAAUGGCCAGGGAUGAAACCAGAAACAGAACUGGAAGGCACAGAGGGCCCCUCUCCUACUGCCCAGACGGUGUCACUCAGGCAGCCUGUGAGCUGUCCGGAGCCACAACUCAUUAAACAGGAACCGGGAGAGGAGCUGUCAUCAGAACAAUGGGAAACCCAAUGGUUGAAGUUCCUCAAAACAGUGCAGACCCCUCUCUCUGGAGAGGGAAACCCAGAGCUGCCAUGGGGUGAGAUUCCGACUUCUGUGCUUUCCUUUGAGAGGGCAGGGGAUACCAGCCAGUGUGCCAGAGAAGAGACUGGGAUCAGAUCCCUACCCGAAACAGCAAAGCAAGUCAAUUUCAGGCCAGAAUCCGCAGGCGGGAGCGACCCCGGGCAGCUGAAAGAGAUCAAGAGGGAGGACGCCAGCAGCUGGGAGGCGCAGCGCCUGCAUUUCAGGCAGCUCCGCUACCGGGAUGCCCAGGGGCCUCGAGAGGUUUACUGCCGACUCCGGGAGCUUUGCCAUCAAUGGCUGAUGCCAGCGUGGCACACAAAGGAGCAGAUCCUGGACCUGGUGAUUCUGGAGCAGUUCCUGGCUGUCCUGCCCUCGGAGAUGCGGAGCUGGGUGAAGGAGCGAGGUUCUGAGAGCUGCUUCCAGGCCGUUUCCCUAGCAGAGGAUUUCCUUCUGAGGCAGCAAGAGGCCGAGAAACCAGAGCAGCAGGGACUGGCGACCGUUGGAGAGGUGGUUGUACAGGUUGCUGAAAGGGAACUCUCCCUGCUGGAUCUGGGCCAAAGAGCUGAGCGUAAGGAAGUCGUGCAGGAGAAUGAGGAAAAUGGGGCAUCUACGGACAAGACGGAGGUGCUCGCUGUCAAAGGCCGCAACCUGGGUUUGGAGGUGUGUCAACCAGUUCUGGAUGGGGUUACACUCCUCCUGAAAGACUGCGUUCACAGCUUGGGGGUGCUUCUGGAUCCGUCGCUUCCAAAUAGAAGUAUAGCUUCCAAAUCACGUGAGUUUACAGGAGCAGAGACAACGGUGAAGAAUUUACAACAGGAAGGCCCCAUGUCAGAAGACGUACCAAUGGCUUCAGCAGAAAGAUCCCACAACAAUAUGGCUUUCCAAAAUGUGGCUGAUGAAUCACACGAUGUGUGGGAAAGAGCAAAUGAUGGUGAGGAACAUCAGCUGCUGGAGGAAAGUGAUGUGUGUCUAGACAUAGAAGAUGUUGGGUGUCAAGAUGGAAUGAGGAAGAAGGAGGGAAACCAAAUGGAUGAGAGGAAUGAACCUAUUGCUUAUUUUGAUGUUGAUUUCCAUGAAAUUCCAGUCCAUAAAAAGAAACGCAAAGGACAAAAAAAGAAUGAGUGCCCUCCAUAUGAAGAAAGCUGUGAUGAUAAAUCGAGCCUUAAAAUGCAUUUUAAAACCCAUGCAGGAGAAAAAUCAUUUUCGUGUCUGGAGUGUGGAAAGAGCUUCAGUAGGAACUCAGAACUUAAUAGACAUCAAAGAAUACACACUGGAGAGAAACCCUUCAAAUGCCUGGAGUGUGGAAAGAGUUUCAGUCAAAGCAGAAACCUCACUUCACAUCAAAGGAGCCACACAGGAGAGAAACCGUACAAAUGCCUGGAGUGUGGAAAGUGCUUCAGCAAUAGUGGAAUUCUCACUACUCAUCAAAGGAGCCACACAGGAGAGAAACCAUAUAAAUGUCUGGAGUGUGGAAAGUGCUUCAGUCAGAGUGGAAUUCUUACUGCACAUCAAGGAAUGCACUCUGGGCAAAAACCAUUUCAGUGCCUGGAAUGUGGAAAGAGAUUUCGUCAGCUCAUUCAUCUGACCUCUCAUGAAAGAAUCCACACAGGAGAGAAACCGUUUCAAUGCCUGGAGUGUGGAAAGAGCUUUCGCCAGCACAUUCACCUUACCUCUCACAAAAGAACCCACACAGGAGAGAAACCGUUUAAAUGCUCAGAAUGUGGAAAGAGCUUCAGUCAGAGCUCACACCUUAUUAGACAUGAAAGAACCCAUACGGGAGAGAAACCGUUUAAAUGUCUGAUGUGUGAAAAGAGCUUUGGUCACAGUUCAGAACUGGUUAGACAUGAAAGAACCCACACAGGGGAGAAACCAUUUAAAUGCCCUGAUUGUGAAAAGAGCUUUAGUCGGAGCUCAGAACUUAUUAGACAUAAAAGAAUUCACACAGGGGAGAAACCUUAUAAAUGCAUGGAGUGUGAAAAGAGCUUCAUUGAUAGCACAAACCUUAUUAGACAUCAAAUAAGCCACACUGGAGAGAAACCAUAUAAAUGCAAUGAGUGUGGAAAAUGCUUCAGUCAGAGCAGAAGCCUUACUGCACAUCAAAGGACCCACACUGGAGAGAAACCAUUUAAAUGCCUAGAGUGUGGAAAGUGCUUCAGUCAAAGUGGGAUUCUUACAGCACAUCAAGGAAUGCACACAGGGCAGAAGCCGUUUAAAUGCCUGGACUGUGGGAAGAGGUUUCGUCAACACAUACAUCUGAUCUCACACAAAAGAAUCCACACAGGAGAGAAACCAUUUAAGUGCAUGGAGUGUGGAAGGAGUUUUCGUCAGCACAUACACCUCACUUCUCACAAGAGAAUCCACACGGGAGAGAAACCGUUUAAAUGCAUGGAGUGUGGAAAGAGCUUCGGUCACAACUCCAUCCUUAUUUCUCACAUAAGAACCCACACGGGAGACAAACCAUUUAAAUGCCUGGAGUGUGGAAAGAGCUUUACUUGGAGCACGCUCCUCAUUAGACACGAAAGAACCCACACAGGAGAGAAGCCAUUUAAAUGCCUGCAGUGCGGAAAGGGCUUCAGUGAGAGCUCACUCCUCAAUAAACAUCAGAGACGUCACACUGGGGAGAAACCGUUUAAGUGCUUGGAGUGUGGAAAGUGCUUUAUUUCCAGUACGCUCCUCAUUCGACAUCAACGAAUUCACACAAGGGAGAAACCGUUCAAUGCCUGGAACGUGGAAAGAGCUUCAGUUGGAGCUCAGAGCGUAUUAGACAUGAACGAAUUCUCAGAAGGGACAAUGCCUGACAAUGAGGAGGAGGACGUGAAACCAUUUGUCUUGCAAUAAGCCUCAAUUGGCUUCAGCAAUUAUUCAACAUGGGGGACUCCCGGAAUAUUUUUUAUGCUGUAGGAAGAGGUUCAGUAAUAAUUCAGCUUUAAAGUCUGUAGGAGUUCACCGAAUGGGAAAACAUGAACAUUCUUGUAGCGGGAAAAGAACAUCUGUAGUAGCAUCAAACUCACUUCAUCCCCGGGAAAUUGGGUGGGGUGAAGUGGGGCGAAACUACAUCAAGUGGGGCGGGCCAGAACUAUAUAAAGGCUCCAUCUAUAUGGGUUUCAACGAGAUUUUCAUCUGCGCCGUUGUAGAACUGCCCAUUUUUUCCCCAGGCACUGCAGACGCCUUGUGUCCUUGAAGAUCUGUAGUAGAGUGACGAAACUCCACGAAUCCAUUGUGGUGGUUUUAGAAAGGUGUGCAUUUCCUCUCGGGUAAACAAAGAACCAGUGUUUUCAUGUUAGGCGUUCGGCACGAAGCAAAGCCGCCUCUCGUUGUGUGGAAGUCGCAACCACCAUAUCUCCGAUGUCUUCACUGGCUUUCCUCCCCCUGUUUGCAUUUUUCAAAUCCGUCCUCAUGGGGCUGGUCGGUAUAAG